This is a messenger RNA of Durusdinium trenchii, 3981 nucleotides long. Lineage: Eukaryota; Dinophyceae; Suessiales; Symbiodiniaceae. The record is from the annotation of a GenBank genome assembly.
GCUACUCCUGUGCGCCUUGCGCGAAAGUAGCUCCUCACGUUUUUUACCCGUUCCGCACGGAUGUUGCCCUAAGCCAACUGCAAAACUGCACGGAUGGGCAACGCUGACAGCAGGCCGACAUGUUGUUUGGGCAUCGGCAUGGACGAUAUCACCGAGGCGUCAAGACUGCACAGCAGAGAGACAAAGUGGGAGGUGGAGAAUUGUGCCUUGACUUGCUGUCUAUCUUGGCGGUUGGGUGCAAAUAGUGCAUUCAGCAUCAAGUUGGAGCAACUGCAGAACUUGCACGAGCAAAUUGGAAACCACAUCACCGUCUUCCGCGCGAUGGUGCUCUUCGACGAUGCCACUAGCGGUCUUGUCAUGGGCAACGGCGUGGAGGAAGCAGGAAUGACUGGGCCUGACUCAAUGACUAGACUGGGCCAGCUCCUUUGCAGGUGGGCGCUUUCUCAAUCUCCCUCCAUCGGCAUGUUCGUGGGCGUGGACUACGGAGUGCUCCACAGCGUUCAGGGUUUGCUGUCGAUGCCGAAUGGUACAGAUCAAUCGGCGUAUUUUGGACCUGUUUGCGCAGGUGCUCGCGAGUUAGCCGACACCUCGAGGCAAGAGGGGAUGGUGCACGUCUCUGCAGAGGCGAAGGAGCAACUCUCAGCUCUUCGGUUUCUACCCUUGGCCCUUGGGAGUCAAAAUACAUUCUAUUUGGAUGCUUUUACAGAGGUGAUCGACCCACACCAACAGAUGUCGCCGACGCGACCGUUCCUAAGCAUGCUGGAUUUGGAAGGUGAUCAGGAUAAGGGAAGGAGAAUGUCAUUUGAAGAGUUCAAGGAACUCCUGCAGAACCACCGCGUGAACUUGUCCAAGUUUGGCAAGGGCACUGCCAAGUCCUUACACCACUUCUACACCGCCGUCGUGAGAGAGGAAAAGUGCUUUUUGGAGCUGAAGGGUUCACGACUGCAGCGCUUUGUUGAGCUGGUACGUAUCCACUUGCGCUUCCGGAAUAAGGAGGGCAAGUUGAGGGAGUUGAAGAUCGAUAGCGAGAUGACUGAAGAGGGGCGACAACGGGAGCGGAAGCAGCUCCUAGCCAUGGUCAUGCGACUGCAAGACCAGGGGAACUGGAGAGCAGCGCUUUCUCGCUGCUUCGAGACCAAGUUCGGUAUUGCGCCGGAGGUCCAAUCCAGCCUCUUCUAUAUCGCCACCGAUGCAUACAAGUACGAGGAGUAUAGCGCGGACUCUGAGACGGUGCCCGACAUUUUAAGCACCUACAAGACCCACAUCGUUUUCCUGACAGUCAAGGACCGAACACGGUCGGAGCUGCAAACCUUGGGCUUGCCCGACGGCAAGGACUUUACCACGCAGGAUGGGAAGAUGAAGUGGGUUUGGUCUCCGGUCUUGAAUAGCAAGGAGGACGACUUGAUGCAGCUCCUGCAGAAACACGGCAUCGAUAUCUCUGAGUUCACCUGGCAAAGUUUCGCUGAGCUCUACACGGAGGUUUAUGAGGAGAGUUUGUCCACUGUGGACGUGGAAGAGGACCAGUUGGUUCGACGAGUGAGCAUUGUCAAGGUUUGGCUGGAAGCGAAUGUCUUCAACGAGAAGCAUGUAUUGGUCAUCAAGACCAAGCAGCAGAGAGGGCGGACGCAGAACUUCCGGAAGCUCCGGACCUUGUCGAUGCGCAUGCGCUCGCUGCAGACCUGGAAUGAAGCUGUGGCCGAGGCGCUCUUCCUGCGGCUGGGCAUUUCGGCACAACAGCAGCAAGAGACCUUGCAUAUCUACUUGCUAGAGACGCGGGAGGAGGUGGAAUUCUCUUUGAGCUUUCCUGGCCUCAAGACGGUGUACACCAUCAGUGAGGUCCAGUGCGAGAUCUUGAACCCUCAGGAUCAGAGAUGGCAGUCCAUCGGUUUGCCCGCAGCCAACGACUUCACCUUCUCCCGUCAGGAGCCUAUUGCCAAGACCGGAGAGUUCGACACGGUGAUCACCAGGUGGGGCUGGACCAAUUCGGCAGAGGUGGAGCAUGAAGCGCACGGCAAAGGACACAGGAAGCCCUGCCCUUUCGAUGGGGCACCGAUCGCAAGGGUGGACUCCAAUGACUUGCUGCAGAAGAAGGUGGUGCCUCCGGAGCCUUUGCCUGUCAGUGGCAAAGACGAACUCCUCAUCAUGAGAGUCAUGGACGGCAAACAGACGGACUGGGCGAGGGCUCGUCGAGCCGCUGAACACAUCCGCAGUGCGAACUACAACACCAAGGACUUCUAUGAGGACUUGGUGGCCGCGUUUCCAGAGCUGCGACUCUAUUGUGUGGUGCGCGAGAACGGCGGCCAUGGCGUGCUAUUGCCCUCCUUGUCGACCUUGACCACCUCGGCGAGCCGGACAGGUGAAGAUGAAUAUCAGCGCACCAUUGGAGCGCUGUUUUGCAUCUUCUGGCUGAUGCGGACCCACCUGGACGGCAAGGAGUCCUUCUGCUUCGGCCUGGAUGAUGACUGGAGGCCUCGAAAUAAGACGCACUUCAAGGAUCCCGAGCUGGAGGCGGAGUACAAGAAGCGGAAGCUCUUCUAUGAGAAGACAGACUGGGCCGCCAUCGAAGCGCUUUUCGUUGGAGCAGGUUUGCUUCACAAGGCGGGUGGCGCGCAUGAUAUAGACAGGACCUUGGCCAUGCUAGUGCUCAUGACCAUUCACGAUGUCAUGAAGCUCGACAUCCUGCGGCCCACCGUUGGCUGCGGCGAGUUCAGUGGCUAUCGCAAUGGGGAGCCCAUCGGCGAUCAUGACCUGGCCUUGAGCUAUGUACUGGAUCGAUGUCCACAAGCCUUGCCCUCCUUCGCCGGCUUGGCGCCGGCCAUGCAGGAGAGCAUCAAGUUCACCCACUGCAAGCUGGACUACAACAUGGGCUGGCUGGUCCAGGCAGAAGCACCUCCAGGGGCUCUCUUCAAGGCCUUCCGCCAGGUGGUGCUCGCGGGCGCCGCCUCCGACCGGAAAUCCGCGAGCGACAUCGCUUUCUACUUUGUCCACUGGUUCUCGGACCUGGCGGGGGCGGAAGCCUUCCCAUUGCAAGGAUGUGAAAAGUUUGUCUUGAAGUUCCCUCUGCACGUCCUGAGCAGCUUCAUCGAUUCCUUCGCGGUGGUCUGGAAUUUGGGGCCGAAAACCGAAACAGAGGUCUUCGAGGACUACUUGGUGUGGCGCUGGAACCACAUGAGCACCAAGAUGGGCACGACACCCUCGGGCACUGGGGCCAUCGCUAAGAUGCGUCUCGUCUUGAUGGCGCAAGGAGAUAGCUUGGAGAUCAUCAGGCAGUUUGAGAAGCUGAAGAAGGCAGACUACCAAGUGCUGAGCCAGGAGCUCGCCAUCACCGGCUGCUCCCAGCAGAAGUACAAGCGGGAUAGCUGGAAGGAGGCUGGUGGCCCCGCCAUCCUGGUGUACUAUGCCCCGGCGCUGAUGCAGAAAGCCGGUCGAGAGGAUCCCUUCAGUGCGAUGACCAUCUUGGCCGAGAUUUUCCGCCAAGCACGCUCACUCUGGCCGCUGUCCAACAAGCCGGAGGAGUGUGACAAGUGCGUCAUGGUUCGAAUUGAUGUCCUCAAGGAGCUCCAGAUCUCUACGAUUGUGGACCCUCGACCUGGCAUCCACUAUGUGCUCUCUCGGGUCAGCACACAGGAUGCGCAGGUGAAAAUCGUCACCAACUUGGACAUGAAGACGAUUGACCAGGCCACGCAGCGAGUUUUGAAGUUUGGCAGCUCAGACGAUGAGGAUCAGAGUGGAUGCUUCUCCCCUUUCGGCAGGCAGCGAAGAUCCGGCGCCAGGCUUGGCUGGUUAACACGUGGCUGACUCCCAGGCCAACGUUGACACCAUGUCCUUGUCGCCUCGCUCUCCUUCAUCCUGAAGGGGGGCCCUGAUGUUCUCCGAUGGACCGGGACGAAGCACCGGAGCGACGUGUCUCCCACGGGAGCGUUUCACAUCUUGUCCCACAAGCCACGGCUGGAGUGGUCGCAAAUCCUUGUCGCGUCCUAG